AACGAUGGAUUCGGGCCAGAUCCGCGAAAAGAAAAGCACGCGAUGGAAAGCGUAAAUAUUUACAUUUUUUGAGUAUUUGCAAUAGUAUUUUUUUUUUUUUAAUUUAAAAAACAAUAAUGACAGACGGAAAUAUUUCCAUGGAGGAGGAUACCGAGCUCCGUGAUCUCGUGGCCCAAACGUUAGAAAAUAAUGGGGUGCUGGCCAAAGUACGAGCAGAGCUUAGAGCGAGCGUCUUUUUGGCCCUCGAGGAACAAGAAUCUGUGAUGAACACAAAGCCCCUGCUUAAUAAAACGGUAAAACAGUACCUGGCAAAUUCUGAGGGAAGAUUGCUGUUCUCAUUGGUCAGAGAAUUCCUGGAAUAUUUCGGUCUUGAUUAUACGAUAUCUGUGUACGACCCUGAGACAUAUGCCGGUAAGGAAUACAACUAUGCAGGUAGAAGCAAGCUGUGCGAAGAACUUGGCAUAGUUUCAAGCGAGCCGCUGCUCGGGGAAAUUUUGAGGAACCAUGCCCGUCGAUCAUUCAAUAUUUCAGAAAAGCAGCUUUUGUUGUAUUUUCAGAAUGAAGACGACGGUAAUGAAAAUAUGACAGCAAAAAUGCAUAACACUCCCAGUAACGUGUGUAAUGAGACAUACGAAGAAACGACACCGAAAAUCUUGCACAAAGAUUCCGUGUCUUUGUCAAAUGAUAAUAAUGACUCGUCAGAAAAAUUAGAAAGCAUCUCAGAAACUGCUUUAAAAGUUCCAAUAAAUGUGACGAUAACUGACAAGAAAAAAGCUGUCAAUAAUAAUCAAACGUUCAAUAAUGUUCUAAUAGACACAUCUAGCUGCGAGCUUCAGAAAAAUAAUGCACUCAGGAAAAAUGAUGACACGAAUUUAGAAGAUAUAACUGAAACUCACCGAGUCGAUUGUAACAAAGAGAACAACGACGUGCGCUUCAGCAAAUUUUCUAUGAAUUUAGAUGCUGUUAAUGUAAAUGUUGAAAGCGAGAAGCAGUCAUUGAAUAAAACCGAGCCAUUAAUUAAGUUUGACGAAUCUAUUAUAGACGAAGUACAACCAAAUCAAAAUGAAAAAGACGCCAACAAGCAAAAAGGCAUAAAUAACACAGAGUUGCAUAACGCAAAUAAUGUACAAAAUAAAAUCAUUACGGAUAUGAGUUUAGGGAAAACCGUGUUCUUUGACGAGAUUAUUAUCGACGGUAAGAACGAGAAAGUUGGUGCGAAUCACAGAAGCGAAUCUUCACUGUUGGGCGACUUGCCUCCACUCACCACAAAAGCCACAUCCAUAUUUAGUGAUUUGCCAUCCUUUAAUACUAAGAAGACAGACAUCAACGAUCUUAAAGAACUCAUGGACAUUGGGCUUGCUUCAGAAGGAACCGAUAACUAUGAAGAAGACUUUAUCUCAUCUGCAUCCGGGAGUGCAAACGAGCAGAGCCCUUCUAAAAGCCCUGACAAGUGCGAGAGCCCAAACAAAUCCCGGUACAAGAAAGAGGAACGACAUCAGAGUGUAAGAAGUGACGACAUAAGCGAAGAGAUUGAAGGGAUUGACGAAAUUCUCAGCAGCACGUCUUGCCUAGAGAAUGUUGCUGCAGCAAAGUCUAUAUCAAAUAUAACAGUGGAUGUCGUCACAGAUUAUAUCGAGGAUGUGUGAUCUUGAACACACUGCAUUUUCAUUUUAAUCUUGGCGAGUCUUGUCCCUACAAUAUCAGUAAGCAAGACAUUGCCAGGUGUGGCUCAAUACUUUGUAGAUCGCGCAGCAGAAUGUUGGACAAAAAAGAAAUGAAAACGUGUAAAUAAAUAUUGAGUUCUACUGAAUUCAACAAUAUUCGUUGAAUGAGUAAUUAAACUUCUUGCUACUACUUCAUGUGCAAGUUUUUUAUGGUCUCAUCAAUAUCUUGCUUGUCCACUAUUCUGUCAUGAGCGCUAUAGUAUUACUAUUAUUCUAACUAAUUAAUUUAUAAACAUAGUGUUUAGGGUACCUACAUGAAUAUUUUUAAAUGAUAUAAAAUUUAAUGGGAUCGCUACUUUUGAAUAAUUUUGGUUACGUUUCGCCAGGAAGAAAUGUUUUUUAAUUGUUUUGGUAGGUAAUUUUUUUUUUAUUAUCUUCGACGACUUUUUCUCUGUAUUUUUAUCUCUUUGUGACUGAAUAUUGUGAAUUACCUCAUUUAACUAAAGUUACUGAUAACGAUAUCUGCAAAGGAUAUCUGAACAAAUUAUCCGUCUGAUCAUGGAUUGCCUAAAAAAUCCGCCAGAACAUUUUCAAAGAUAAUGUGGUGCUAAGUGUGUUUUUGAAAAUGUGAAUAAUUUAUGUGAAAGUUAGUUGAGGUAUUGAGAAAUGUUGGGGUGCUUACUAUAUAGGUAUUAACUUGCAUAUUUUAUUUCGCAAGGUGUUUUAAAAUAUUCAGGUAAACAGAAAAAAAUGUUCAAAACAAAAGGAAUAAUUUUUCAGCAAAAGUAAUGAUUUUUUGGCAAUCCAAUAACUACGAAAAAGUAUCAAAAUAGCUAGGGUGGUAAUACAUUAAUACCCAUGCCAAGAUGCAAUAACUAAGUACAAUUCAAGGUGGAUCAACUGUAUACUUGAGGAACGGGAGAUCCUUUUCUGGAAAUCAGUGUUUUCCUGUUUUUAGAAAAGAAUAUAUGCCGUAACUGAUAAAAAUAUACAAUAUAACAUAAUACACUGCUUCAAGGCUGCUUCGAACGGUAUUUCUCUGGAGUAAAUUUCAACGCGCAAAUUAUUACCUAAUGUAGGUAUUGGCGUAAACUACUUUCCAGAGACUGUUUUCCGUUUGAAUCAACCUUUUGCCAUAGAAAAUACAUUUAAAAUAUGACAAAAAAAAAAAAAAAACAGGUGUGUUCCUGACCAAUCAGCGUGGUUACAUUGUGCUUUCUAUUCUCUAUAGAUAAUUUAUAAAAAAGAAAUCAAAGAAUGAAAAUUUCAGGACUGCGUGUAACAUUCCCACAUCUCAUAGAACUUAGGGCAAUAGACACAUUCCAUUCUUAUUAAGAUUAUUCUUAUAUUUUAAUUGGCUAGAAAUAGGGGGUCGAGAAUAUUCAACCGAUAUUUUUCAAGAAAUACCCUAGUUUGUAAGUUUCUAUCUCAAAUAUUGUAACCCUAAUCUAACGUUCGUAUGCUAUGGCAUUGAAAAUUAUAUUGUACGUAUAUUUUUCUCAGCAUCAACUAGACCAAUCCGUAAUUUCAUUAUAGAAUUGUGAAAUCGCCUAUUUUUGUUGCAUCAUAACUAGGCUGCGGUUACAGUCUGUACAGAACAGAAAAAAACAAAUAAUUUCGAAUAUAAUCAAAAAAUGGAUGCAGACAUAUUUAGACAUUGUGUCAUUUUUAUCGUUCCACUUCAUACCAAUUAUCAUUUGUACAUAAAUGAUUCGGUUGUUUAUCGAAAAAAAUAAUAGGUUUAAUAUUAUAGUUGUUGAUGAAUGCGUUAUUUGUUACUAGCAAUUUAUAGACUAAAUUUCAACAGAUCAAGUAUUAAAACUAUAUCCAAUGGUAUUUUUACAUUUACAUACAUAUAUA
Molecule: messenger RNA, 3524 nt
Organism: Diprion similis
Lineage: Eukaryota; Metazoa; Arthropoda; Insecta; Hymenoptera; Diprionidae
Exons: 6
Coding region: 117-1646 (509 amino acids)
Biological process (GO): microtubule anchoring
Cellular component (GO): centrosome
Source: RefSeq, a predicted model, not a curated record